AGCGGACCUUCCGAUUUGUGAGGCAAGGCAUGACUGGAUUUGGGGGGAAAUCGAGACUGAAAAAUCCUAUCAGCCUCCCUUUUGCGUCAGCGGUGUUAGGUGACAUACAAAUUUCCAGUUUGGCGGGAAUUUUACUUCUACGUUUGCUUGCCAGUUCUGACGCAUCACCAUCAUAACUCUUUUGGAGCCUCAAGAGAUCAUCUCCCACUGACGAAAAACCGCCCCUCAAUCUGAACACACAAAGUUCAGCAGCCAUCGGAAACUAUUGUUAACGCAACAAGCCACAAGGGGAAAACCCCCCAUUCAAGUACUGACAGAAAGAGAUUAAAACUACUCGGAAACUCGAGCACAUUCGACCAGAACAAGAUUUUUUGACAUCACAGAGUCGGAGACGCAUCUACGAACCACUACGUUCCACGAAGUCAUAGCUCUGACCGACGAGUCUCAGCAGCCCUCAUCUCGAGGCGCAAGCUCAUAAACGACAACUUCUUUGCCCUGUCUUCGACACUAGGUCUGCAUCCGCUGCAUCACAGACACCAUGGUCAAAGAAACCAAGCUCUACGAAACCCUGGGUGUUGCACCCGAUGCCACAGAACAACAGCUCAAGAAGGCAUACAAGGUGAAUGCGCUCAAGUUCCACCCAGACAAGAACGCCAACAACCCCGAGGCCGAGCAAAAAUUCAAGGAAGUUUCACACGCGUAUGAGAUUCUCAGCGAUCCGCAGAAGAGGCAAGUCUACGACCAAUAUGGCGAGGCUGGCUUGGACGGCAGCGGCGGUGGCGGUGGCAUGGCGGCCGAGGAUCUGUUCGCUCAAUUCUUUGGUGGCGGCGGCUUUGGUGGCGGCCUAGGCGGCAUGUUCGGAGGAGGAGCACAACGCGGACCGCCAAAGGCCCGCACCAUCCACCACACUCACAAGGUCUCGCUCGAGGAUAUCUUCCGCGGCAAGAUCUCCAAGCUCGCCCUGCAGCGGUCCAUUCUCUGCCCCAAGUGUGACGGUCGCGGAGGUAAGGAGGGUGCCGUCAGGCGCUGCCACGGCUGCGAUGGUCACGGUAUGAAGACCAUGAUGCGCCAGAUGGGUCCCAUGAUCCAGCGCUUCCAGACUGCCUGCCCCGACUGCAAUGGUGAGGGAGAAAUCAUCAACCCCAAGGACAGGUGCAAGGGCUGCAACGGAAAGAAGACCAUUGUGGACCGGAAGGUGCUUCACGUGCACGUCGACCGUGGCGUUAGGAGCGGUACACGGAUCGAGUUUAAGGGCGAGGGUGAUCAAGCGCCCGGGUUGGAGGCUGGUGACGUUGUGUUUGAGAUUGAACAGAAGCCACACCCGCGGUUUACCCGGAAGGAGGAUGACCUCUUGUACAAUGCCGACAUUGAGCUUGUCACCGCCUUGGCCGGCGGCACCAUCUUCGUCGAGCACCUGGACGAGAGGUGGCUCAGCAUCGAGAUUCUGCCAGGAGAGGCGAUUGCACCAGGGGCGGUCAAGAUGGUACGUGGCCAGGGUAUGCCUUCACCCCGUCACCACGACAUGGGCAACCUCUACAUUCAGUUCAACGUCAAGUUCCCCGAGAAGAACUGGACCGAGGAUCCGGCAGCAUUCGAGGCCCUCAGUAAGUUGCUGCCAGCACCGUCUCUGCAAACUGUUCCUCCGCCAGACGCCAUGACCGAGCCUGUCGACUUGCAAGACCCCGAGGGACAGGCCGGAGCUAGGGCUUUCGGCUCGGGUCCCAUGUCCGACGAAGACGACGAGGAUGGACACCCCCACGGUGCUGAGCGUGUCCAGUGCGCAUCACAGUAAGCACAUCGGCGUGGGUACGGUUUGAUACAGUGGAUUUAGCCGAGGAACUUUGAGCCCCGAGUGAAAUGGUCUUAUUAUCCCAUGAAUGCUUGUAUAGCUCAUCAUCAGUCAAUGCUGCUCCAAGCUAUGGAUGAAUGACAGUCGGGUAGGAUGAAUUGCAAACGAGACCAUAAUAAUGAUCAUGGGGAAGAGAGUUCAGGGAGUGUUGACUCCAGGCGCAGUUGGGAUGUUUAUGGAGCUAUGAGACAUACGGGGUGCGGGGAACUUUGCUUAGAUAUGCCCUCCAGGUGGAAGAGGUUAUGGGCUUCUUUUUUUCUGUCUUUUUUUUGCUUUUUGCAUGGACUCAAGAGAGCCUGUAUUGUUUGUUGGUUCUUCGGGUUCUUUUUUCUUUUUCUUUUUUUACCGGAACCUUGCCUGCCCCAUGUCUCCUCCAGCUUUUUCUUUUUUCUUUUCUUUUCUUGAUUUGUCUCCCGUCCACACAUCAUCCAACCUUAUGAUAUUUUGGCCGGCGGCGUUUAGAGGGCAAAUUAGAACGAGAAGGCAUACGAGGCACUUAGCCAUGCUAUUUUUUUUAUUUUUUUUUCUCUUUUUCGUUGUUUUGCACCACCCGUGUUGUGCUUGACAUAUUUGCGAAAUUUGGAUUAUGGCCACUCUUGCUAUGUGUCUUUUGUAACGCGGGCGCACUGUUUGUCGCUUCGUUCACGGUAUAAUAC
Molecule: messenger RNA, 2505 nt
Organism: Pyricularia oryzae 70-15
Lineage: Eukaryota; Fungi; Ascomycota; Sordariomycetes; Magnaporthales; Pyriculariaceae
Product: chaperone dnaJ 2
Exons: 5
Coding region: 539-1792 (417 amino acids)
Biological process (GO): response to heat; protein refolding
Cellular component (GO): cytoplasm; nucleus; cytosol
Molecular function (GO): ATP binding; Hsp70 protein binding
Source: RefSeq, a predicted model, not a curated record